AUGUUGAUUCCUCAAUCUUCUCAAUCGAUGCUGGUCGCUUCGACCAUAAUUUCAACGUUUGCGUUCUUGGCAACCAUCACUAUCCUCCCAAUUUUCUUCAUGAAAGUUCAGAGAAUCAACUCUCAAAUGCUUACGGAUUUGAGAAAUUGUCAUCAAGACAGUUCGGACAUUUGGAAGCAACUUUCUCACAAAAGUGUGAGAGAAAAGAGAUCCUACGGAGGACAAAAUUCGAUUCCAAGUGGAAAAUGCUGCAGUUGCCAACAAGGAAAACCGGGAGCCAUGGGUCCAAAAGGAUCUGAUGGUGCUCCAGGAUCCCCAGGAAUCAUUGGACUAAACGGGCGAAACGGUCGAAACGGAAAAUAUGUGGCAUCCGAAGCCCACAACGAGCCAGCAUGCCAAAAAUGUCCAGUGGCACCACCAGGUCCGCCAGGACAUCCAGGAAGAAAAGGACUACGCGGACAGUCUGGAAAUGCUGGAACUGCUGGAAAGAAUGGAAUUCCGGGACGAAUGGGACCACCAGGACCACCAGGAGUAAGAGGGCCACCAGGAGAAUUGGGAAUGCAGGGACCACAGGGAGAUCCUGGAAAGGUUUUGAAUGGAGCACCACAAGGACAACCGGGACGUCCAGGAAAGGUUGGGCCAAGAGGAAAAGGAGGACAUACUGGAAGUCCAUUUACUUCUCAAGCUAAUCCAGUCUCUUCUUUCAGAGACGGUCGCCCGGGUCUCGAAGGAAUCGCUGGUGCUCGAGGAGUUCAAGGAGAACGUGGCUCUCGUGGAGCUCGUGGACCGCCAGGACCACCAGGACCAUCCGGAACCGACGGUCGUAAAGGAUCGUGUUCUCAUUGUCAAUCGGACGAUAAGCCACAUCGGGGUGCACCACAGGAGGAGCCGAAUCCAGAAGGAGAGUAUUCUGAGCAACAACCAGUGGAAAGUAUUGAGCCAGUCCCACAAAGAAGACCAGCUCCAGUACCAACUACUACUACAACCGAAGCAGCCCCAGUUUAUACGGAUCCAGUGACUCAGGAACCAGUUAGACAUAGAGCUUACCCAGCAGCUGCACCACCUUCUUCUUAUAAUACUGGAAACUCUGAAGUGGUUCCCAAGACAAUAAACUACCCGGACACAAUCAAUCAGCCCAACUAUAAACACGAUGGUGAUGUGAGUGGCGCCGCCGGAACUUCAGAUGAUAGUGAAGACGUUAACGUCAUCCCAGCUGGACAGUAUUCUAGCAGACAGUACGCUUCGAAAACGAACAAAAUUGGAAAGGCCAUUCAUUUCGGUUAUUCCAAUGAUCAACUAUCCGCAUUCAAACCAAUGGGAGGAGGAGCCGAUGAAGAGGAGGAGAUUGAGGGAUAUGGACAGCCAAGAGCAUUCCAGACUAAUAAGGGCUACAACGUGCAAAUCAUGGGAUCUUCUCCCACCAACAACAACCCGACCUACCAAGCCGCCCCAGUCGGCACCGCCUGGAAGCAGCCAGAAAAUCACAAAAACCGUCACUACACCCCACAAUAUCUCCCGCCACCCGCCUACAUCCUCUAA
Messenger RNA from Caenorhabditis briggsae, 1539 nucleotides. RefSeq names its product Protein CBR-COL-76 (gene Cbr-col-76). Gene Ontology annotation, molecular function: structural constituent of cuticle. Lineage: Eukaryota; Metazoa; Nematoda; Chromadorea; Rhabditida; Rhabditidae. The transcript has 6 exons. Bases 1 to 1539 code for a protein of 512 amino acids. The record is from RefSeq and is a predicted model, not a curated record.